AUAUUGGAUAAUUUUCCAGCCUAUCCUAUAGCUGGCAGCAUGCAUCGUUUCUUUGUGCGUUUCUGCACAUUGAUCUUCAUAGAAGAAAAGGCGCAAUGUUUGGACUUAAAAAACAACAACAAGUUGUCAAAAUAAGAAGCCUGAAUGAAACAAAAAAAUAUGGGGUGGCUGCAACAAGUCUGAAAGAGCUUCUCAAAAAGGGGAGUAAACUUCUACAGGUUCCACUCGUCGGUUCGCAUAUUUCCUUGUAUGAAGAUGGAACAGAAUUGACAGAGGACUAUUUCCGAAGUCUUCCAGACAAUGCUGAACUUGUCCUUCUUGCCAUGGAUGAGAGAUGGAGCGGAUUUGUCUGCGACAUAGGCCGGUUGCUGGACACCGACAGGAACUCAGAUCUUCUGAUUGAUGCAGCUAAGGGGCUUCUCUCUGACGAGCGGUCUCCAAAGAGACGCAGACUCCUGGGGGACCUGCUCCUACACUUGAAGGACAGCUCUGAGACUGAAAACAGAGAAGACGAUGAAGACUGGUUCCAAGGAAUUGAUGACAGAUUUAAGACCAAAUCGGGCUACAUGAAGUACAACUGUGAGAGCAGGAUUCGUGGAUACAUGAAGGAGGUGCAUAGUUAUGCUCAAACCAUCCAAAAGCCUACACUCAAGGACGAAUACAAAAAAACUGCAGAGUGCUUAGUGAUGCAGCUGAAAUCUGACAAGUACAAUGGUUGCUACUUCAACAGGAAAGAAAAGGAACAAAAUCGACUAUGCACCCAGGAGGGAUGGUUCUCCUGUCAGGGUGCUUUUGACCAUGAUGAAUGCAAGUCCCUUCACUCAAUCAACCCCUAUGGAAACCGAGAGAGCAGGAUUCUCUUUAGCACCUGGAACUUGGACCACGGGAUUGAAAAGAAGAGGACAGUCAUUCCUACCCUGGUGGAAGCACUGCAGAAACACAAGAGCAGCAACAUAAACCUGGACUAUUUUUACAAACUGCUGUUUACUCGGGAGAAUCUGAAGCUGGUACAUAUUGUAUGCCAUAAGAAAGGUGCCCAUAACUUGCUCUGUGACAAAAGGAAAAUUUACAAACAGGGCAAACGAAAAUGAUUCUUUAAAGUGAAGAUGCAGGGUAUAUGUUUUUCUACUGUUUAUUCUUGAAUUUUGUAUUUCUUUAUUAACUAGCUAACGGAUGAAGUGCAAGACGCAUGAUAACUGGUAAAUAUAACUAAAUAAUUAUGGGCAGGGAACAUUGUUUUCUGCUACUAUCAGAACAGCUUAUUUAUUGAUCAUUUUGUGCUAGUGAUUUUAAAGCACUCCAUCAUGAGCUAUUGUUUGAGUAAUAGUCAAUGGACCAAUCACAAAUCGUCCCGAACCCUACUCACAGAGGUACAUUCCGUUCGAUUCAACGUUUGCUACAUCGCGUGUCAGUUUGUACUGAACGACACGUUCCCCCCAAUGCAGCGCACACCAGUCUUCAACAGCCUUUGAGGUACGUUUGGUGGGUGUGGCCUGAUCAAUAUGGAUGAGACCAUUUCAAAUGGCAAAAUGUGUUGAACACACCAUACAGUCGCUCUCUGGGCCACCAUAAUGACACCGUUCAACUAUUCUCUCAGAACAAUACCGCUUCCGUUGAAAUGAAAUGCUUAACAUUGUUCUGUACUACUGAAUGCACCCCUGGUGAUCUGAUAGGAUUUGAUUGGUAUAAGCAAAUGGUGAAACUUCCACCCCGCCUAUCAGAGGGAUAGGUGGAACUAUUACCAUAUUGAUUACAUCAGUCAAAUCCUCUGAGCUCCACAAGUGAAUAGGGUGGGGGGGUUGAAAUAAAGGUUUUACUAUUGUUGGA
Molecule: messenger RNA, 1827 nt
Organism: Salmo salar (Atlantic salmon)
Lineage: Eukaryota; Metazoa; Chordata; Actinopteri; Salmoniformes; Salmonidae
Gene: dffb
Product: DNA fragmentation factor, beta polypeptide (caspase-activated DNase)
Biological process (GO): apoptotic DNA fragmentation; apoptotic process
Cellular component (GO): cytoplasm; nucleus
Molecular function (GO): DNA endonuclease activity
Source: RefSeq, a predicted model, not a curated record